Molecule: messenger RNA, 1464 nt
Organism: Coffea arabica (coffee)
Lineage: Eukaryota; Viridiplantae; Streptophyta; Magnoliopsida; Gentianales; Rubiaceae
Product: ribonuclease 3-like protein 2
Biological process (GO): rRNA processing; siRNA processing
Cellular component (GO): cytoplasm; nucleus
Molecular function (GO): ribonuclease III activity; RNA binding
Source: RefSeq, a predicted model, not a curated record
CACCUAAAACGUUCGCCCCCACCGGGGCACCCUUUUCUUUCCCUGGUGUUCCCAAAACGCCUUCCGACAAUCAAACAAGUCCAAACGGCGAAUUCCGAAGCACACCAACUUUGACCCAGAGCCCAAGUCUUCCCUCUGUGGAAUAUCCCAUAAAUUUUGUUUAAACUGCCAUGAAAUCAUCCGAAAAGUAUGCUGUGACGUAUGCCUACACCUUCCAGACGUCAUCAGACGACGACGAGGACAUGACGGAGACCGUUACAGACAUGGCAGCAUCCGUGAGGGCGGUGGAGGAACUCCUGAAUUACAAGUUUAAGAACAAGAUGCUUCUAGAAGAAGCUCUGACUCAUUCUUCUUACACUGAUUCGGCAUCUUACCAGCGGCUUGAGUUCGUCGGCGAUGCCGCUCUUGGGUUAGCCGUCUCUAACUACGUGUUCCUGGCUUACCCGGACCUUGACCCGGGCCAGCUCUCUCUUCUUCGGGCUGCCAAUAUUAGCACCGAGAAGUUAGCUCGUGUCGCCGUCAGACAUGGCCUUCAUAAAUAUGUUCGUCACAAUGCCGCUGCUCUUCACGAUAAAGUGAGAGAUUUUGCAACAGCGGUAGGGCAGGAGGAUGAAACAGAGGUAUAUGGAGGGGCAAUUAAGGCUCCAAAGGUUCUUGCUGACAUAGUGGAGUCGGUGGCUGCAGCUGUAUAUGUAGAUUGCGGGUUUGAUCUGCAAGCGUUGUGGGUGAUAUUUAGGGGCUUAUUGGAGCCAAUUGUCACACCUGAUGUACUACAACAUCAGCCUCAACCAGUAACAUUGCUAUUCGAAUUGUGCCAGAAAGAUGGAAAGCAUGUCGAUAUAAGACAUUGGAGAAAAGGGGAAAAAAACAUUGCAAGUGUUUAUGUUGAUGGGCAAUUUGCUGCCUCAGCUUGUUCUGAUCAGAAAGAAAAUGCAAAGCUUCAUGCAGCUAGGGCUGCUUUGCGGAAGUUAUCUUACAAAGCUAGUGAAAAGAUUGGUGGAGACAUUAUAGGUGAAGUCAAUGGAUCUACUACUAAGAUUGAAAGUGCAAAACAAAAACUUCAUGAGCUCUGUGGAAGGAAAAGAUGGCCAAAACCAAACUACAGAAUUGAAAAGGAGAUAGGUCCAGCUCAUGAUAGGCGAUUUAUAUGCUCUGUUCAAAUUGAGAUUGCCGAGGCUGUGCUUUUUGUGACGGGAGAUGAAAAAUCAAGAGUGAAGGAGGCAGAGAACUCUGCAGCUUCUCUGAUGCUACUAGGUCUGCAAGGCUCUUAAGUACUAAUGAUGACCUAGGUGUAGAAUCAUGGAAAAUUGUAACCUGCUGUGUUGGUAGACAUUGUAGAAGCUGGAAAAGCAGAACGAUUUUCUUCAUUAUUUCUAUAUUAUUAGUUCAAUAAAUAUUGUAUUUUCUUUUACUUUUGAAUCGAUAAAUGAUCAUUGCUAUGGAUUAAGGUUCUAGUUGUACCGU